This is a messenger RNA of Saimiri boliviensis boliviensis (Bolivian squirrel monkey), 873 nucleotides long. RefSeq lists its product as uncharacterized. The record is from RefSeq and is a predicted model, not a curated record. NCBI's taxonomy places the organism in Eukaryota, Metazoa, Chordata, Mammalia, Primates, Cebidae.
CACCUGCCCCUCCCUCUCCCCUGCUCCUCCACCUACUCCACCCUCAACCCACCAAAAACAUGGGCUGCUGUGGCCGCUCUGGAGGCUGUGGCUCUGGCUGUGGAGGCUGUGGCUCCGGCUGUGGGGGCUGUGGCUCCGGCUGUGGGGGCUGUGGCUCCAGCUGCUGUGUGCCUGUCUGCUGCUGCAAGCCCGUGUGCUGCUGUGUGCCAGCCUGUUCCUGCUCUAGCUGUGGCUCCUGUGGGGGGUCCAAGGGGGGCUGCGGCUCCUCUCAGUGCAGUUGCUGUAUGCCCUGUUGCUGCUCCUCAGGAUGUGGGUCAUCCUGCUGCCAGUCCAGCUGCUGCAAGCCCUGCUGCUGCCAGUCCAGCUGCUGCAAGCCCUGCUGCUGCCAGUCCAGCUGCUGUGUCCCCGUGUGCUGCCAGUGCAAGAUCUGAGGCUCUGGUCUCAGGCCUCAUGUGAGUCCUGCUAAUUCCGUCUUCCGAAGCGGUGGCCCGUCCUUCAUCGCUGAGCCCCAAACCACUGCCCAGGGUCCAUUCCCCAGCGCAGAAUGCAGCCCUGUCCCCUUUUCCUAAGGAGAGUCCACCCUAGUUACCUUCCAUCGUCUCUUCUAACCAGUUCUCUUCCCAAGUCAACUGCAACUGCGGCCGAGUCCCCCUCACCUGCUGGCCUCGGCUUUGCUCGUCUGUCCAGAGGCCUGAGCUCCUGACCCCAUUUGCACUCGUGUCUUUUCCAGCUGGGAACAGCUGGGCAUGCGCGUUCCGCCUGGAACAAGGUGGGCGUUUAAGAGGCUUCCUUGGGUGGCUUUGCAUGUCCCACACUCUGCUUUCUCUUAAAUGGAAUGUUGCAAGCUAAUAAAAGUCUCACGCCGACAAACUG